Molecule: messenger RNA, 3277 nt
Organism: Cucurbita pepo subsp. pepo (vegetable marrow)
Lineage: Eukaryota; Viridiplantae; Streptophyta; Magnoliopsida; Cucurbitales; Cucurbitaceae
Source: RefSeq, a predicted model, not a curated record
UACAGAUUCAUGCGAAAGCCUUUCAAAGAUUUCUCUAGCAAAGAUUGUCUGGUUGUAGAAUGUUCAAAACCAGGCUUUGUUACAUCGUUUCAGCAUCUUUUGGUCUUCGGCUAGUAUUCAUUCAAAAUCCGGACCAUGUGCUGAGGCUCAAAACCUUUCCGUUUCUAUUGUUUCAUCAUAACGACCAUGAAGAUUGCAACCAGGGCUGUCGGCGACGAAUGUUCUCUGGACUGAGCCCUCUUAUGUGCCUUGUACGAGUUAUUGUGUAGUCAAUUGAUGUUACUUUAGAUAGCUUGCCUUUUACGAGUUAUUGUACGAGUUAUAGUGUGUAUAGAUUUUUGAAGAAGAUGGUGCCUUCGGGGCCAUCCACUCCCAUUGGUGGUGCACAGUCUGUUUCACCAUCGCUUUUGAGAUCAAAUUCUGGAAUGAUGGGAGCACAAGGGGGGCUGCCUUCUCAGUCAGCUUUUCCUUCUCUUGUAUCUCCACGAACUCAGUUUAGUAGUAUGAAUAUGCUUGGUAAUAUGCCCAGUAUGUCUUCUCUCCUUAAUCAGUCAUUUGGGAAUGGAGUUCCAAAUUCUGGGCCCUCAGGUCUUGGAAACAGCCAACGAGGAAGUAUGGACCCUGGUUCCGAGUCGGAUCCAUUUUCACUUGUUGGCAAUGGUGUGAACUUCAAUAAUACGCCAUCAUCAUUGGGGGCAUCAAAUACAGGAAACCCUGCUUCAUCUAGUCAAGUUUCAGGGCCACAAUUUUCAAACCAUUCUAGCAGCCAAAUUGUACCCAAUCAACAGCAGCCCCAGCAAAUUGAGCCCCAGAACUUCCAACAUAGUCAGCAUUCAAUGCAGCAGUUCGUUAGCUCUAAUAAUGCACAGCAGUCACAGCAGCAGCAGCAGCAACAGCAACAACAUCAAUUCCAACCUAUACGAGGAAGCUUAUGUGGUGUUGGACCUGUCAAGUUAGAGUCUCAAAUGAAUAAUAAUGAUAUUCAGGGGCAGCAACUACAGCAGCAGCAGCAGCAGCAGCUGCAGUCAAUGAGGAACCUUGGUCCUGUGAAACUGGAACCUCAACAACUUCAAUCAAUGAGAAACUUGGGUCCUGUGAAAUUGGAACCCCAACAGUCUGAUCAGUCAUUGUUUCUACAGCAGCAACAUCAACAUCAACAGCAGCAACAACAACAGCAGUUGCUCAGUAUGUCUAGGCAGUCCUCUCAGGCUGCUGCUGCUGCGCAGAUUAAUCUUUUGCAACAACAAAGGCUCUUGCAAUUUCAACACCAACAGCAACUCCUGAAGGCUAUUCCUCAGCAAAGACCGCAUUUGCCUCAACAAUUUCAACAACAAAAUUUGCCAUUGAGAUCCCCUGUAAAACCAGUUUAUGAACCUGGCAUGUGUGCUCGGCGUUUAACAAAUUAUAUGUGUCAACAGCAGCAGAGACCUGAAGACAACAAUAUUGCAUUCUGGAGGAAAUUUGUUGCGGAUUACUUUGCUCCACAUGCCAAAAAGAAAUGGUGUGUCUCCAUGUAUGGAAAUGGACGCCAAACAACUGGUGUAUUUCCACAGGAUGUUUGGCAUUGUGAAAUAUGCAACCGCAAGCCUGGUCGAGGUUUUGAAGCAACCUUUGAAGUUCUUCCAAGGCUGUUCAAAAUCAAAUAUGAAAGUGGAACUCUUGAAGAACUUCUCUAUAUUGAUAUGCCCCGCGAAUAUCAUAAUUCCUCUGGACAAAUUGUCCUAGAUUACGCCAAAGCAAUACAAGAAAGCGUGUUUGAGCAACUUCGCGUUGUUCGUGAUGGCCAACUUCGGAUAGUUUUUUCUCCAGACUUAAAGAUAUGUUCUUGGGAAUUUUGUGCUCGACGUCAUGAAGAGCUUAUUCCUCGAAGGUUACUAAUACCUCAGGUUAGUCAGCUGGGGGCAGCUGCUCAGAAGUAUCAGACUGCUAUUCAAAAGGCAUCAUCUAACUUGUCUACUCCAGAGUUGCAAAAUAACUGUAACAUGUUUGUGGGCUCAGCUAGACAAUUGGCCAAGGCAUUGGAAGUGCCAUUAGUAAAUGACUUGGGAUAUACGAAGAGAUAUGUCCGGUGCCUUCAGAUAUCAGAAGUCGUCAAUAGUAUGAAGGACUUGAUAGAUUACAGUCAAGAAACUUCGACAGGGCCAAUUGAGAGUUUGGCCAAGUUUCCGCGGAAGACAAACGCUUCACCAGGAUUCCUCAGCCAAGCUCAAAACACUGAGCAACAAUUACCUCAACCCCAGCAAACAAUUGAUCAAAACACAAACGGCGACCAAAGCUCUGUUCCGGCUGCUGCUAACAAUGGUGUUCCAAAUGCAAACAACCCCGCGAAUCCAGCAUCAACAUCAUCUCCUGCUAGUACCAUUGUUGGGUUACUCCACCAGAAUUCCAUGAACUCCAGACAGCAGAACUCUAUCAACAGUGCUGGAAGCCCUUAUGCCGGGAAUUCUGUGCAAAUAUCGUCCCCCGGUUCCUCCACCACGAUUGCUCAGGCACAAGCGAAUCCCUCCUUCCAUUCGCCUACAUUGUCCUCAUCUAACAAUCCUCCGCAAUCAUCAAUUGGAACUGCAACUACUAAUCACGUAAGUGCCACAAACUCUCCAGUAAAUGUUCCCCUGCAACAGCCAACACAGUCUUCUGAAGCCGAUCAAUCCGAUUCCCAGAGCUCCAUGCAAAAGAUUAUUCAGGAAUACAUGAUGUCAAACCAACUAAACGGGAUGAACACAAUGACUGGUGUUUCCUCUCUAGCAGAGGAUGUGAAACCUGUUAAUGGGAUGUUGGCAGCAAACAACAUUAUGAGUCUCAAUGGACGGAACUGCCUGGUCGGGAGUGGAACUGCCAAUGGUGUUUCUGGUAUCAGGAGCAUGGGGUAUGGCUCGAUGGGUGGUGGAGGACUUGCUCAGGCUUCUAUGGUCAAUGGAAUGAAGUCUGCAAUGGGAAGUAACUCGAUUUCUAACGGGAGAAUUGGGAUGGCGUCAUUGGCUCGAGAACAGAGCAUAAAUCAUCAAGAUUUGGGAGACCAGCUCCUUAAUGGUCUGGGAGCAGUGAAUGGGUUUAAUAAUCUACAAUUUGAUUACUGAAGCUGCUUGUGCAGCUACAAGAUUAGCUUAAAUGGUCUUUCUGAUGAUGGAAUCACACCAUGAAAACAGGGCAUGGCUCAUGUUCUGUACUGAUUUGUUAUUUAAACAUUAAAGCAAAAUGUGGUGGUUGGAGGUGUUGCUCUGAUUGGAUGGGGUGAGUUUCUUUGAUUUCUAAUGUACCAUUUGUGAUUUUCCCCUCU